AUGACAACUACUUUAACAAAUAACAACGAUAAUCAUAUCUUUGUUAAUUUUUCCCAUUUUUUGUUAAAAAAAAUUGUUAGAAAUUUAAAGAUAGUUGAUAGUAUUAGAUUCACACUUGUAUCUAAAAAAUGGUUCCAGGAGAGAGAUAAAUAUCUUUUGUUUGAAGAUGAAGUUCAACCUGAAGAUUUAAUAUAUCUAUUAUCUUUCAAAAAGAUCCGUUUUGAUAUAGAUUUUCCACAAACAAGAUUGUUUAUUGUUGAUGAAAUUAAUGAUACUCAUUAUGAGGACAAUUACAGUCAAUACGAGACACCAGAUGAUGAGUUGACUAUUAAAAGAAUGGAGGGUAUAAGAGAAGUCUUCUUUGAAGUAGAUAAUCUAAAUAUUGCAAAAUAUAAAGAAAUCUUGGAGAAAUCAAAUGUCCAAAUAGUAUCGGCAAGAAGAAUUGAACAGUUGACACCUGGUAGCUUACCAUCAAAAUUGAAAAAUCUGGAUAUUGAUGACUAUCCUUUCAGGUUAGAGAGUAAUCAUCUUCCAUCAUCAUUGGAAAAUCUUAGUCUUUUGUCAAACAAUCAUAAUCCAUUUCAAAUUAGCUCAUUACCUCCAAAUCUGAAAUCAUUAACUUUUUUUAGAGUUUUCGGUGAAAUUGCAUUUGAAGACAUUAGAAAUGUUAAUAUUCUUCCAAAGACUUUGACCAAAAUCAAAAAUUGCCCAUAUCAAUGGAUAAAGUUUUUAAAAAACCUUCCAUUUUUAACAACACUCCAAAUCACAGAAAAUAUACCAAAUGGAUACUUGGAACCUGGUGAUUUCCCAGAGAGUUUGACAAACCUAAGUUUACAAAGUCCAAUCGAACUCAUUGAAUCUUUAAUUCCUCAAUCCAUUCAACAUCUAAAUCUACCAAAUUGUAUUUUGGAUCUUUCUUCAAAUGAAUUGCCAAGAAGUUCACACUUUCAAAGUCUCUGUGUUAAAGACAUCAAUUCUCCUAUUCUACCAAACCAAUUACCACCCUAUAUCAAAGAACUCAAUUUGAUAAAAUACAAUCAAGAGCUUGUACCUGGAAGUUUGCCAAACGGAAUUGAAACUUUAAAACUCCCAACUUUGGAUGCAGGUUUCCUUUAUGAAGGAGUAAUACCAUCUUCAACAAAAAAUCUUCAUUUGUUCGAGGCUCACUCAGAAAACCCAUUUAAAGCUUCUUCAAUUCCAAAUGCAGUCGAAACCCUUGAACUUGGAAGUCUUGAUUCGGAUAUUGAUUUUGGGAUGAUCCCAAAUUCAGUUUGCUCAAUAACAUGUAAUAUUGGAUUGAUCAAGAAAUAUGGUAUCAAUUCAAUCAAAUCAACAGUUAACCAUAUCAAAAUUAUUGGAGAAUUGAAUUAUGAAUUUGAUCGAAUCGAUCAAAACUGGUUUUUUGCCUAUUACUGUGGUUAUUCUUUUAUCCAAGAAAAAUCUAUCCUGAAUCUUUUGGAGAAAGAUAAACCAUUAGUAAAUUUACAAACUUGUCAGACACAAUAA
This is a messenger RNA of Heterostelium album PN500, 1506 nucleotides long. RefSeq lists its product as uncharacterized. NCBI's taxonomy places the organism in Eukaryota, Evosea, Eumycetozoa, Acytosteliales, Acytosteliaceae. The transcript is spliced from 2 exons. The coding region runs from base 1 to 1506 and encodes 501 amino acids. The record is from RefSeq and is a predicted model, not a curated record.